CACUUCCCUUUGGACACUUCUCCAAGUCUCCUCUGCCCAUCUCUAUCCCUAAAUCAUAUACUUCCCCUUUCACCCCCACUGAAAUUUCCCAUUUUUCCAGGGCUGUCAAUGCCAAUAUUACACCUUCUUCCUUUUGUUCUCACCUAGUCAUCUAUAAGCAUUAAUCAUUGCAGAUAUUUAUUCUUUUUUAAAUUUAUUUUUUACUUGUUCAAUCUGGGAUUUUGCAGAUACACUGUUUUUUUCUCCCCCUCUAUUUUGCUCACAAGUGUAUAAAUGCAGAGCCUCCAUGAGUUUUAGUCCUUUUGGAUUGUUGGGUCUUCUCCUUUUCUUUCUCCUUGCCAUCGUUGACCAGUAAUAUUGCCCAAAGGUUGAAUCUUUCUGCCCGGAUCAUGUGCUGGUUUAGUUUGAUUUGGUAGCAAAUCUGAAUAGGGUUACUGUUGUUUUGUAUUCUUGUAUUUUGUUUUUUUAAAAAUAAAAUAAAAACACUGUUGGGAGCUUAAAAAAAUUGUGACUUUCUUUGGCCUGUUUGAGUUGUACUUGCAUUAUUGAAUUUUUAUAGGGUAUGAAAUGUGAGGCCUUUCUGUUUAGGAAUCCAUGGAUGUGACCCUUUUUUCAUAAUAGGGCAUUGGGCGUGAAAAUUUCCCCUUCCAAAUCCCCUUUUUGCAAGAUUUGUGUUGCUCCCAUUUGAAAUCUUGUGGUUUGAUUCAUUUGUUGAGGGGUGGUUUCAAGAAUGGCUACUCUGGUGCCUGGGGUUCUUCUGAAGCUGCUUCAGCAUAUGAACACAGAUGUGAAAGUUGCAGGGGAGCAUAGGUCAUCUCUGUUGCAAGUGGUGAGCAUUGUUCCUGCACUGGCUGGGGGGGAGCUUUUCCCUAACCAAGGCUUCUAUUUAAAGGUAUCAGAUUCCUCUCAUGCCACUUAUGUCUCUUUGCCUGAUGAACAUGAUGAUCUCAUCCUCAGUGAUAAGAUUCAAUUGGGUCAGUUCAUACAUGUUGAGAGACUUGAAGCUGCCUCUCCUGUGCCUAUUCUUAGGGGGGUUAGGCCUGUCCCAGGGAGACACCCUUGUGUUGGCACCCCUGAGGAUAUAGUUGCCACUAAAUCUUUAGGUUUCCUCAAUGGCAAUGCCAAUUUGUCCCCGGGAUCGAAAUCGAAAUCUAAAUCUCAAUCAAUGGUGAGCCACAAUCAUGUUGGAGGGAAGGAUAGUAAAUCUGGUGUUUUGAGGUUGAAUGGUAGUGCCAAAGAGGAGAAAACCGAAAAGAGAACACCUGUGCUGACUAAAUCCAAGUCUCAAUUGUCCAAGCUCACACUGAAUUUAGUUGACAAGAAGGAGAUGUUGGUGAAGUCGAAAUCAUCUAGCUCGAAAUCAAUACCUUCGUCUCCAACAAGUUGUUACUCGUUACCGAAUUCUUUUGAAAAGUUUGCAAACGGGGUUAAGCAGCAGGCGAAAAUCAAGGGAUUGGAGAGGUUGGAGAAGGCAACUGUAAAGCCUGGGUUGGGAGAGAAGUCGAGUUCAAUUCGUGGGACAAGUCCAACAACAAAAAGGGCGGUAAGUGGGAAUUCUGCAAAGAAUAUUGUUCAAGUGAUUGAGUUGGGGCCUAAGGCCUUGAGAAAGAGUUGGGAAGGGAACAUGGAUGUCAAGGGUAGAGAAAGUCCCAGAUUGAAGGCUAUCAGACGUGACUUGAAGCCUGAAGCUCGGAGUACUUCGACUCCAAGAAAAUCAACGAGUGAAAGGAUGUCAUCUAGGGAAGAAAGUAAGGAAAUUUCUGUAAAAUCAUCCAAGGAGGAAAGUAAGGGACAUACAUCUACUAAAAGGAUUUCUACGAAUGGAGAUCCUGUUGAUGUGGAGAAGUCCAGCAAGCUAAAAACUUCUUCUGGGAAGAAGUCAAGUGGGGAGGUCAACAAUGGAUUGCCCGGAAAUUUGGUCAAAGUUUCCAUCAAUAACAGGAGAUUGACAGAUGGAAGUGUUUCCUGGUCUCCACUGCCGUCUUCUCUUGCAAAGCUUGGAAAGGAAGUUCUGAAGCACAGAGAUGCAGCUCAGAUGGCAGCAAUUGAGGCAAUACAAGAGGCUUCAGUUGCCGAAAGUUUGCUCAGAUGUUUAAGCACGUAUUCUGAACUGAGCUCUUCUGCAAGUGAAGAUAACCCGCAGCCUGCAGUAGAACAGUUCUUGGCCCUACAUUCUAGUUUGAGUAACGCUCGGCAGGUUGCUGAUGCUAUUGCCAAGACUGCCACGGCAGGGUCCUCGUCAGAUCAGGAAGAAAAGCCUCCUUCUGAAGAAGCGGAAAAGGUAGUGUCAGAGAGAUGCAAACAGGCAGCUUCAUGGGUCAAUGCUGCGUUAGUUACCAAUCUGUCGUCCUUCUCGGUGUACAGCAAGCAAGCGACCUCUGGUCAAAAUGCCACUUCAGCUCCCGCUCCAAGCCCGAACUCCGUCCUCGGGAAUCAACCCGUAUUAGUCCUCGGGAACACCGGUAAAAGUUCAGCUGCGAAACCACAAGCAAAAUCCCGCCAGUCAGUCAGUUCCAAGAACGCCCCUCCAGGAACUCAACGUAGGCAAGCAGAUGGGUUAGCGGUGGGUCAGAAACCGAAAGCCUUGCCUCCAAAAGAAUGGGCGAGAGGGGAUGGCCUUGACGAGGCAGUGGACCUGGCUGAGAUGCUGCGAGUCGAGUCCCAAGAUUGGUUCUUAGGAUUCGUGGAGAAGUUUCUAGAUGCCGAUGUGGACGCCUCGGCCCUAUCCGACAACGGCCAAAUAGCGGGCAUGCUCACUCAGCUGAAGAGCGUGAACGACUGGCUGGACGAGAUUGGGGCUAGCAAGGACGAUGAGGACAACGACGAAACAACAACAACAACAACCCACAUCUCCUCCGAAACCAUCGAUAGGAUACGAAAGAAGAUAUACGAGUACCUGCUUACACACGUGGAAUCAGCUGCAGCAGCACUCGGUGCUGGGUCGCAGCCAUCACCAACACCAGAAACCAAAGCGAGAAGAUAAAAUUUCAUUCCGUUGCAUAUGUUCAUACGUCUAUACUCGAGUUUGCUUGCCCGUAUAAAAGUGUGCAUGAAUAGCGAUGCCCUUAAGCGGCUAGGUGGUCAGAGGGGAACAUACAGGUUCAGGAAAUGUAUAUAUAAACUUGAAUGCAGGUUUGUGGGAAUGUCAGAGUAGCCAUUGUUGUUAAUCAUCUGUUUUUGUUUCCUUUACAAACAACUAUAUUUGAUUCUUAAACUAUACACAAGAGAAAAACUGUGUAGAAGAGGUAAAAUGGCCUCUCCUUGUGUUGUGAUUCUGGAUUUGUUGCUGCAGUGAGAUUAAUUGCUUAAUUUACACCAUUUUUGUAUGCCA
Molecule: messenger RNA, 3331 nt
Organism: Ipomoea triloba (trilobed morning glory)
Lineage: Eukaryota; Viridiplantae; Streptophyta; Magnoliopsida; Solanales; Convolvulaceae
Exons: 4
Coding region: 731-2983 (750 amino acids)
Source: RefSeq, a predicted model, not a curated record